AUGAUAGGCGAACAGCCGCCGAGAUUAAUGAUUGAUGCCCAAAAGGCACUGCAUCAGACCAAUCAGUCCGCUCCAAGUGCUUUAGAAUCGAUGUCACAUGACCUUCAUGCACUGCGAGAUAUGAUGUUUGUUGUUUUUUGCGAAGACGCUGCUGGCUGGCUUGGACAAGGGAGAUGCUUCAUGGCCAUGGCCAAUGGUAGAUCAAGCUUAAAUGUUUGCUUUCCCUCCUUCAGCGGGAUUGGGGAUCCAGGACCGGGAUGCUCGACGCUGCGAAGUCACAGCUGGGCAACGAACCCGCUGGUGUGA
Trichophyton rubrum CBS 118892 is the source of this 306-nucleotide messenger RNA. RefSeq lists its product as uncharacterized. The transcript has a single exon. NCBI's taxonomy places the organism in Eukaryota, Fungi, Ascomycota, Eurotiomycetes, Onygenales, Arthrodermataceae. The record is from RefSeq and is a predicted model, not a curated record. Bases 1 to 306 code for a protein of 101 amino acids.